UGACGUAGAAAAUUUAUGUGUAGAUCUGACGUCAUCUCCACGUUGUCAAAUGGCUAGAAGUUGUUGUCAUGGAUGAUUCUUCCAAGUUACAGGGAUUAGAAGGUCGUAUUGAGGUUCCAGUUGUAGAGACACAAAGCUUCAAGAAUAGAAUCAUGGCGUUGAAAUUAUCAAAUGUUUCUGCUAGAGAAUGGUUCCAAAAAACACGGGAAGGUGUCAAAUCUUGGCCAGAAUUUAUAAAAACAGAUCGUUUCAAGUUACCACAAUCUGUAGCACCUGUUCCAAAAAGAAUCGUUAAAAAUAUUGAAUAUUUUCAAGGAAAUUACAUGUUUAUAUUUCUUGGAUUAUUAAUCUUUUGUAUUUUAACAUCUCCCAUGUUACUAGUUGCUAUUGGAGCCUGUCUUGGAGCCUGUUAUAUCAUUAGUUUAAAAAAUGCUGAUAAAAAGAUGUCAAUCAUGGGUCGUGAAAUUAGUGUAGCACAACAGUAUGCAGCAGUUGGAGUAGGAUCGUUCCCACUAUUUUGGUUAGCAGGAGCGGGGUCUGCAGUGUUUUGGAUCAUAGGUGCAUCAUUUUUUGUGAUAAUGGCCCAUGCUACUCUAUACAGACCACAGAUUGAAGAUGGUGAUGGAUUUGAUAUUGAGAUGCAGAGUGUAGAAACUGUAUAAACAUUAUAUCAGUAAAAACAGGGUGUGCAUGGUAUCAAAGAAGCGAUGUUAUAAUGGCAGAACGUGUGGAGAUGUGAUACAAGACAUUUUCUAUACAUCUUCAGUUUAUACAUAUCUACUGCUUUGAAGCUUAAAUGCACAUACAGAUUUUGAUUUCUGUGCAAUUUAAAGAUUUUGUUUGUCAGUUAUCAGGAAUUAAAAUCUCCAAACAUUUGAAGCAGUGCAAUCCUUGAAUUAUCUUAACCUCCAUGAUAAGGUGUCAAACUUAUUGGAUAAAUGAAUGAAAGUUUUAUGGAUAUUAUUGGAAUGAUAUAACUGCAAUAUAGUGAACAAACUUGUUUAGUCAAAGUAAAUCACAUGUAUUUAUCUUAACCUCAAUGAUAAGGUGUCAAACUUAUUGGAUGAAUGAAUGAAUGAAUGAGAGAACGAAUGAAAGUUUUAUGGAUAUUAUUGGAAUGAUAUCAACUGCAAUGUAGUGAACAAACUUGUUUAGUCAAAUUCAAUUACUCGUAUUUUGGAUGGGGUGUAUAGAGAAAUAAGAAAGGAUCUUGUUUUUGAAUUAAUGAAAAAAAAAUAUGUAAUGAUUGAUGAAACAGGAAAGAUAUUAACAGAAUCUCAAUUUAUGAGAUGGGAACAUAAUGAAAAUAGGGAACACAGGGUCUCAUUUUUAAUGGUUAUGCCUUUUCAUUGGUGCUGACUUAAGAAAGAUGGUGCCCUUUAACUCUUUUAAAGUUAGAUUUUAUGGGGAAAAAAGCCUGUAUGUUUAUUUUUACAAAAUUUUAACUUUUACUCAGAUUCUGAUGAGAAUUCUGUCAUACAGAUGCUUCAUAUUGUCGUAUUUAUAUCACAUGUCAUCUGGAUUGUUAAUGUUAUUCUAUAAAAGUAUUAUUAUGAAUCUUGUUAGUUUACAAUGUAUUAUUAUUUUUAUGUUUCUGUAUUGAAAAUCAUUACAUAGUCUUUUAUGCAAUAGACAAUUUGAUCAUUAUGGUGUUUUGUUUAAUGAAAUAAUGCUUGAAAGUUGGUGCCAAUUAGUAGUAACACAUUUAAUUCCCUUCCUAGUUGUUAACUCUUGCAGUUCGGAGCAGAACAUUAGGAUGUUAAACCCUAUUUCAUUUCUUGCUUUUCAGAGUAAUUUAUAGUCACACAGGAUUACUAAAUUCUAACAAAAUAGAAAAUCUUGCAUGAAGGUCAUAGCAAUAAUCAUAUUUCUAAUUUGAAAACCACAAAAAUAAAUAAAUAAAUAUGUGUUGUGAAUGAGACAGGAGUCGAAAUAAUACUAAGUAAUACAUCCUUAAUUAUAUAUAUAUAUAUAUAUAUAUAUAUAUUGGUAUUGAUCUGGAUUGAGUUAGGCCAAAGGUUUCUGGACCAAUGCUCUGAGGGCAAAAGAGGUCAGGUGAUAAUUAUUUAUUAAGAGGAACUUGUGUGAUAAAUUUUAUUAAGAGGCCCAUAACUUAAUUUGCACUCUAGAUAACCUUUUAUUUACCCCUGGGUUCUCCCAUUCAUGACCUGUUCAGUUAUGUAUUUAUCAUGAAAUGGUAGCCAAACCUAGGUGUUGUAUUCAGCUGUAGAUUCAUGACAUCCACAGUUUUGGAAAGUUAUUUUUGUACAUCUGUUAUUCUAAUUAAUAAAAUAUAUAUUACUUGUAUAUGUUGGUUAUAUGAAAUAAAAUAUUGGGUUCAUUUA
This is a messenger RNA of Patella vulgata (common limpet), 2345 nucleotides long. RefSeq names its product prenylated Rab acceptor protein 1. The transcript is spliced from 5 exons. The record is from RefSeq and is a predicted model, not a curated record. Gene Ontology annotation, cellular component: Golgi apparatus. Bases 69 to 662 code for a protein of 197 amino acids. NCBI's taxonomy places the organism in Eukaryota, Metazoa, Mollusca, Gastropoda, Patellidae.